Messenger RNA from Helobdella robusta, 534 nucleotides. RefSeq lists its product as hypothetical. NCBI's taxonomy places the organism in Eukaryota, Metazoa, Annelida, Clitellata, Rhynchobdellida, Glossiphoniidae. Bases 1 to 534 code for a protein of 177 amino acids. The transcript has 7 exons. The record is from RefSeq and is a predicted model, not a curated record.
AUGGUCCUCGACAUAGAGAUACUGAAAUCUCUCGUCCGCAUAUUCCCUGACGAUAGAGAGAGGACGACGUUGAAGGAAUACAAGGGAGAUGUUGAGAGAUUGGGGAGUGCAGAGCAUUUCUUACUCUCCAUCAUUAACUUUCCAUGUUUUCACCAAACAACGCAAGCGAUGCUAUCUUACCUGGAGCUCCAUCAGUUGCUGGAGACGGCUCGGCCUGCGAUCGAAGCCAUCAUCAACUGCUCCAAAGCCAUAAAAGAGAGCAGAGCUUUCCACGAGGUCGUCUACACGGUCCUCAUGGUGGGCAAUUUCCUCAACACAGAAAUACAGUCCAUGGACCCAACGGUUAUAAAUCAGAUAGAAGCUCUGAGAAUGCAUACCAGUUCAUCAUUGCACAAUGUUCCGUGCUUGUUUUCCGACUUGAAAAAGUUCAAAUCCAAUUUCGAUGCCACGGUUGAUGCUCUAUUGGUGGGCGGCCUAGCGUUCCCAGAAACCAAAAAACAACUGUCUCAAUGCGGCAAGCAAAGGUUUCAAUAG